UCUUCAUUUACGACGAAGUUUAAUUAAUUAAUAAAAUGCUGACCUCUCGAUCAAUUAAGGGUUGACGCGAAUUACGUCACGAAUUCUCCGAGUGACGUUUAACGAAUGUCAAACUGUCAGAAAGGUUAAUUGCUCUCGUUACAAUUAACAGUGAUAGGCUUUGUCUCAUUCUUCUUUCAACGAAUCUACAAAUUCGUGUUGCAACUUAUAUUUUGCAAUUUCAAUCAUUUUCACGAAAUUGUUGCAUCGUAAUUUCGACAUUUAUAAUAAAAUAGCAUUAACUUAAUGUGAUUAACGAUUGCGAAAACGAAAUUAAACGCUUUUCCCGAAACGAUUGCAAAGUUACGUUCACGUAAACGUGAUCUUUACAUCAUUAAAAUUGACACGAUGAUGCUAAGAUUGUUAAUCAACUCUAUUUAUUUUCUCAUAGAUUUAUUCAGAAAUUACUACUUUGGGAUACUCAUUCCGAAGUAAAUCGCUGAACAAACGGAUUAUUUAGCUAAAGAUCUAAUCCAAAAUGAGUAAAAAGUGCUGAUCAUAGAUCUAUGGGGCAGUCCAUAAACGUCACGCCUAAUGGGGUAUUUCAGAAUGUGAUACAAUGUGACUUUUUUUAAAACUUUUUCCGCUCUGUGGGCAUUAACAGGGCCUCUUUUAGCAAGUCCAUUAUGAGUUCGGCCACCCCCGAAAAAUUCCUGGGGAUUUUUCGACCCGUCCCGAUUCGAUACAGGGUCUCCCUGAGCGGUAGGCUGGUUGACCCUUUGAUCCGGCCGUCACGCAAUGUGCGUAGUGUGGAGGGGAAGGAAAUUAUCCUUACGACGUCACGUUUCACGUUUACCACUGAUCAGUAUCAUAAUGCUUUUUUUUAACAUAAUAUGCCACAUUUAAAAUACAUUUUAAAAAUUUAGUUUGCGCACUUAAAUUUAUAUAAAAACAAUAAAAAAUAGCAAAAAUUAAAUGUAGUAUAUCAUACAGUUACUUUACUAUGUCUGAUAACACAUAAUUUGUUACGUGCAAUUUCUGUGACUAUAAUAGUGUAGACUUCUCACUAUUGUAUUCACAUCUCAAAUUGUAUUUGUUAUGUUACAAAUGAUUAUCAUUUCAGGCUUUUACAAGUCUGAAGACAAAAGAAUAUUAGAAUAAGUAAUGUAAUGAAAUUGUUGUGUUGUUGCUAUGAAGAUAUAAAAGCAGAUCGUCUUUAUUUCUAAAAUCAGUUAUGUAAUGUUAUGUAAAAUCAGUCUAAUGUAAUGUUACUUUUAUGUAGUGGUUUGUUUUGAUAAAAGUGUGAAUAAAUCAUUUUAUGUUAAUAAAUCCGUUACAUAAUUGAUGCAGAUAUUUACGUGGUAAUAAUGCAAAGGCUUUGAAAGAUUCACGUCAUUUGUGAAGAGGUUUAUCAUAAUGCGAGUUAAAAUUGUGGGAUUUUAGUACGACAUCAUUUAUGGAUGAUCGAAUUCAAGAAAAUGAGUAAUUUGGAGUAUUCAUUUCUGAAUAAAUCUAUGAGAAAAUGGAGAUCAUUUAAUUUUAAAAUAAGCAACAAAUUCAGAAUAAUAGAUCCAUUUAGGAAAUGAGUAAUUUUGAGUGCUCAUUCUAAAUAUCUCUAUAACUAUUUUUUUUAUUUUUCCUCAUUUUGAUCCAGUUAAAUAAUUCAAUUGACAAUCAAAUCAUAAUAAACAACCAAUAAGAAACUUCAAUCGAUUUAGCGUUUUUUAGAAAGUAACGAACCAAAAUUGACAUUGAUUUAGUCGACUACGGAAUAUUUCCUCAUGCCCAAUGACUGUCGACUUUUUGUAUUAUCUCAAAAAUUACUACAUCGUGAAUAUUCCAAAUUUUACAUAGUUUAAGUUUAGUUUUUCUCAUAACGAUCGUAACGCAAUGUCUACUGUUGCUAAUAACGAAUCCUCUAGCGAACAGGAAUUUAAAAUGGCGAUAGCCAUUAAGCCGUUAAUAGAAGAAGACGAAGACAUAAAAGAUUUAACGGACGUUAUAGGCCAUUAUGGAAAAUGGCAGAAAAUCAUUUUUGCAUUCAUGUUCUUCAUCGGUUUCCCGGCAGCAUGGAACAAUUUAGUUUUAACAUUUAUUGCUCCAGAUAUUGAUCAUUGGUGCGCUAGAAUACCCGCAUAUAAGAACAUGAGUGUCGAGGAUUGGAAAAAUUGGACCAUCCCCGUUGUGGGUAAGAAUGGAAAUCGUCCCGAAUACGACGAAUGUCGACAUUACAAAUGGAUGACAAAUUCGUCUGCUAUUGUUUACGUCGAUCACAAUCGUACCGUCCCUUGUAGUUCUUGGGAAUACGAUCAUUCUUUUUAUUCUCGUACUAUUGUGGAAAAGUGGAACUUAGUCUGUGACAAAUCCUGGUUAAUAUCUAUGAGUCAAUCUGUAUACAUGGCUGGAAUUUUAUUAGCAAGUUUACUAUUAGGUCAUAUAUCUGACAGAUUCGGACGACGACCCGUUCUUUUAAUUUCAUUCGUUUCAACAUUUUGUUCUGGUAUUAUUUGCGCAUUUUCACCGUCCUACAUUGUCUUUACGGUUAUGAGAUUUAUCAUAGGAUGUGGAAAAUCAGGUCUUUUUGAUACUUGUUUUGUUCAUUUAAUGGAAUCAGUCGGACCAGAAUAUCGCUCCGUUAUUGGUAUAGCCAUUGAAUUUGGAUGGGCAACAGGAUACAUAAUGCUACCGGGCAUCGUAUGGUUAAUUAGAGAUUGGUUUUACAUUCAGCUAGCCAUUACCAUUCCAAUUAUACUCCUGGGUACGAUGUGGUGGUUUUUGCCGGAAUCUCCCAGAUGGCUAUUAAGUCACGGAAAGCUGAAAGAAGCGGUUGAAGUCAUGGAGAAAGCUGCAAGUAUUAACGAAGUUUCAGUCUCUGAUAUUGAUACGUGUAUCAAUAAACUUGCCACGAAUAUUGGAGUUGAAAGUGAAGAAGUUGUAAAACAUAAAACUGUCUUAGAUUUGUUUAGAACAGCUAAUAUAAGAUGGAAAGCUCUUAUUCUCUGCUUAAAUUGGUUUGUUGUAUCUUUUGUAUUUUAUGGUAUUUCGCUCCAUACUAAUAGUCUUGGAGGAAACACAUUUUUAAAUUUUUUUAUAUCAGGAAUUGUAGAAUUUCCUGCAUAUUUUGCUUGCAUUUUCAUCGUUAAAUAUUUAGGAAGGAGACUACCAUUAACUAUAUCUAUGGUUGGUGGAGGAUUAGCAUGUAUCUUAACCAUCCCCAUUCCGGAUAGUUUAUUAUGGCUACGUAUACUAUUCGCCAUGGUGGGAAAAUUAUGCGUUACGGCCGCAUAUGCCAUUAUUUAUAUUUAUACUACCGAAGUAUAUCCUACAGUUGUAAGAAACAUAGGUUUGAGUUCUGGCUCCUUCUGCGCUGGCAUGGGAUCUGUUCUAGCUCCAUUUGUUAAAGAAAUAGGAGAAUACACGAGUCCCAUCGUCCCCAUGGCUCUGUUUGGUGGAUUAUCAAUGGUAGCGGGUCUACUAAUUUUACGACUUUCAGAGACUAACAAUAGAACUUUACACGAUGUAAUCGAUCAAAAUGAUAGGUUGGUGAUUGCAGGAACUUCUAGAUGACUCCAUUUAUAUUAAGUUUUGUUUCUUUUCUUAUUUGUAAUAUUCACAAA
This is a messenger RNA of Centruroides sculpturatus (bark scorpion), 3596 nucleotides long. RefSeq names its product organic cation transporter protein-like. NCBI's taxonomy places the organism in Eukaryota, Metazoa, Arthropoda, Arachnida, Scorpiones, Buthidae. Gene Ontology annotation, molecular function: transmembrane transporter activity. The coding region runs from base 1870 to 3546 and encodes 558 amino acids. The record is from RefSeq and is a predicted model, not a curated record. Gene Ontology annotation, biological process: transmembrane transport. Gene Ontology annotation, cellular component: membrane. The transcript is spliced from 10 exons.